Messenger RNA from Ixodes scapularis (black-legged tick), 867 nucleotides. RefSeq lists its product as uncharacterized. Gene Ontology annotation, molecular function: S-adenosylmethionine-dependent methyltransferase activity. The record is from RefSeq and is a predicted model, not a curated record. Lineage: Eukaryota; Metazoa; Arthropoda; Arachnida; Ixodida; Ixodidae. The transcript is spliced from 3 exons. The coding region runs from base 1 to 867 and encodes 288 amino acids.
AUGGUGCACACAGAACCCACACAGACCACGCUGAUGCCAGAGCUCUACGUAAACGUUACCUCCGCAAAGUGGUUCACAAUAGCAGCAGACGAACUGCGCGCUGUGCUAGCCACGUUCCCGAGAGGCCCAACCGAAGACCAGCAGUUCCUCGACUUGGGUUGCGGCAGUGGUAAUGUCACCCGCGACGUGCUCUUACCCCAGUGCCCACCUUGCCGAAGGUUCGUCGCCGUCGACGCAUCCGAAUACAUGCUGAAGUACGCGAGGGAACAUUUCGCCCACCCCAAGAUCUGCUACGCCGCCCUGGACAUCCUGGCGGAUGACGUGUCCGACUUCGUGGAGCGGUACGGGCUCUUCGACCGCGUCUACUCGCUCCUCUGCUUCAACUGGCUCAAGGACCAGGAGAAGGCGUUAAAGAACGUCGUUAAGCUGAUGAAGCCGGGAGGCGAGGCGCUGUUUUGGUUUAACGCUAGGACCCCGCAAAUGAGGUUUCGUAAGACGUUGGCCGGGAUGCAGCGCUGGAGCAAGUACGCACAGAUUUGCGGAGGUGACAUUCCACCAACCGUAGACCUGGCCGGGGAAGAUGAGCUCCUCUCUUACAUGUUGGGCGUUCUGAAGAGAGCCAACCUGGUCCCGUCCAUGUGCCAAGUCAGGCGUGACUCGACCGAGCGUUACACCAGCCCGGAACACCUGACCCAGGACUUGAUGGCCACAAAUUCCAUACGGGCGCUUUUGACAGAAGAAGAGAAGCAGUUGCUCCUCGAAGACGCCACCGUCGAAGCGAAACGGCUGUGGGCCGACAAAGAAGCCAGUGGUUCCCUCUUGGCGGUCGACGUCUUUGUGGUGCGAGCCUCCAAACAGGGACCCUAA